This is a messenger RNA of Penaeus monodon (black tiger shrimp), 650 nucleotides long. RefSeq names its product transmembrane protein 161B-like. Lineage: Eukaryota; Metazoa; Arthropoda; Malacostraca; Decapoda; Penaeidae. The record is from RefSeq and is a predicted model, not a curated record.
AGGUGUUCACCACAGAAUUUUAUCGUGGUGUGUUGGGCUUCACUACCUGGUGGUGUGUGUUCUCUUGGUUCCUCUCUGGCACCUUUGGAGUGGCCUACCAGUCUUAUUUUACUCAGUCAUAAAUGGUUUUCAAGAAUGUCAUAUUUCAUGAAUGUAUGUCAAGUUACUCAUGUGAAACAGAUUUAAGGAAUGUCAUAUUUCAUGAAUGUAUAUCGAGUUACUCAUGUAAAACAGGUAUUAGCAGAAAGAGAGAGAUAAUAAUAAUAUAUCCACACAUUUAGAAACCAGGCUGUCAUCCCCAAUAAUGUAGUGUAAUAUUGUCAUAUUUAUUCUGCAGUGUUAUCAUUGUCAUAUUUAUUAUAUCAUUCAUCCAGUUUCUAUGAAAGGGUGUAAAUACAAGCAAAUAAUGUGAAUAAUUUUAUGUACUGUCCAAAAUUUCUUUAGAAAAUAGUAGAAAGCAGAAUUCAAGGAGAUAGCAUUGAUAUCACAGGAGUUUGGGAUCACCUCUAUAUAUCUCCAUACUAAUUUCAUUGUAUUUUACACACACACACACACAAACACAAACACACAACAAACAAACACACACACACAACAAACAAACACACACCACAACACACACACACACACACAACACACACACACACACACAC